CUGGGACAAGCUCAGGAACAUAGUUCAGCACCAGCAGCCCCCAGGGCUGUAGGACACACUCCUGCCACCACCACCGAUGUUAAUAAAGAGGGCUCCAGCUGCCCCGGCUUGCCCCAAUAAUGAUUUACUAGCCGGGGGGGCCACUCCCCGCCUCCGCCCCGCGGACCUUGGAGCCGGGGCCUGGCUACACUGUGGCUUCUCUCCAUCGGAAAUGUUUUCGCUGGGGUCCUGGCUCCCGCCGCUGCCCGGGCUGGCGUGGGGCUGGGCGCUGCUGGAUGCGCUCCUGCAAGGUGAGAUUCCCCCGAGGGUGGCCUGGGGUCAGCCUGGGGACAGCCCAGGUGACACCAGUCACCCACUGCUGCCUUUCCCUGCAGGGCUGGUGGGUGCCUGUGCCGUCUCGGUGCUCUGCAGCCUCCUGAAGGUUUAUCUCUACAUCCAGUGCGUGAACAGCCCGGAGAGGCAGGCGGAGAAGGAGGCGAUCGCGGCGCGGCGGCCGCUGCUGGGGCUGCUGCACGUGCUGGUGCUGACCGCUCUCCUGGCCCUGGUGGGCUCCCGGGUGGCUGCGCUGGUGGUGCUGGAGUUCUCCCUGCGCGCCCUCUCCACCAUCCUCUCCCUCGGCAAGGGCGCCCACAGCAGCCAGCUCUACCUGCUGUGCCAGUACUCGCUGGGCUGCGGGGUGUCCUGCGGGCUCAGCUUCCUGCUGGAGGGGGCUCCGCACCGCAGCUGGAACCUGGCGCUGGCGGCGGGGCUGGCGGGGCUGCUGGCGCUGCACGCCCGGCGCCUGGCCCGGCACGUCUGCGCCCUGUACGAGCUGCACUCCCGGGAGCGCUACUGCGGCGUCUGCAUCCUGCUGCUGGCCGCGGGGCACGGCAUCCCGCGCCUGCUGCGCCGCGCCCUGGCCCUCACCUUCGCCGUGGCCGACCUGGCCGCCGUGGAGCUCAUCAACCGCGACUUCCUCUCCACGGGAGAGGCCGUGCGCUUCUGGACCCCGCUGACCAUCUGCUACACCCUGCUGGUCGUCUACAUGCAGGAGGAGUCCCGGCAGAGCACGGGCAGGGGGUCGGUGUUCCGGACCGUGCUGGUGCGGAUGGGCGGCCUCUUCAUCCUCCUCCUCACCGUGGGCCGAUGGACCGACAUCCUGCACGUCUUGGUGUCGCUGCUGGGGGAGCUCUGGUGCCUGCUCCGCUCCGGGGUCCUGCUGGAGUCCUGCUGGCGGCAGGAUUUUGCUCAGCAGCCUCGCUUGGAUGGUUUGUCGGGAUCCAGACCGGAGGAGACGGGAUCCAGACCGGAGGGGACGCCCCGAUGAGCCGCGGGGUGU
Messenger RNA from Ficedula albicollis (Collared flycatcher), 1318 nucleotides. It is a transcript of the gene TMEM82, whose product is annotated as transmembrane protein 82. The transcript is spliced from 6 exons. Bases 77 to 1306 code for a protein of 409 amino acids. Lineage: Eukaryota; Metazoa; Chordata; Aves; Passeriformes; Muscicapidae. The record is from RefSeq and is a predicted model, not a curated record.